AUGAUUGCACUUAAUGAGAGCCCCUACAGAGUUGAGUCGGAGCUUUGUUCCAACCCUGAUCUGUUUGUAGGGGGUGCCAGCAGAUUUGAUGUUCAGCAAGGAGAAUUGGGUGAUUGCUGGCUUCUGGCUGCCAUUGCAUCACUGUCUUUGAACAAAGAACUCCUCCACAAGGUGGUACCACCAAAUCAGUCUUUUGCUGAUGGAGAAUAUGCAGGAAUAUUUGUGUUCAAGUUUUGGCGUUUUGGCAAAUGGGUGGAUGUGGUGGUUGAUGAUCGUCUUCCAACUUAUAAUAACCGCCUUGUCUUUAUGCACUCUGCUGACAGUAAUGAGUUCUGGUCUGCCAUGCUGGAGAAGGCUUAUGCCAAGCUAUGUGGUUCUUAUGAGGCACUCAAGGGAGGUUCAACAUGUGAGGCUAUGGAGGACUUCACAGGGGGUGUCACUGAGAUGUUUGAUUUGAGGCAGCCCCAGCCACCAAAUCUCUUCCAGAUAAUGCAGAAGGCCUUCGAAAGAAGUUCUCUCAUGGGGUGCUCAAUUGAGGCUAGUCCACAUCAGCUGGAGGCAGAACUCUCCAAUGGCCUUAUCAUGGGACAUGCAUACAGCAUAACAAGUGUCAAGAUGGUGGACAUUAAGACUCCACGUAUGGCUGGUAAGAUCCCUCUGAUCAGAAUUCGCAAUCCUUGGGGCAAUGAAGCUGAGUGGAAGGGUGCUUGGGGAGACAAAGAUCCGUCUAUCCAUAGUUGCAUACUGAUCAAAGAUACUUUUUGGACCAACCCCCAAUACAGAAUUUCAGUGACAGAUCCAGAUGAAGAUGAUGAUGACAACACAUGCACUAUUAUUGUUGGACUUAUGCAAAAGGAUAGGCGUAAGAAGAAGAAAGAGGGCUUAGAUCUUCUUACUGUUGGCUAUGCCAUCUAUCUGCUUAAAGAUCCAGACUGUGGACCCCUUGACUUGCGUUUCUUCAAGUACAAUGCAUCCUUUGCCAAGUCUCCUUCCUUUAUCAACAUGCGGGAAGUGUGUGGGCGCCACAAGCUGCCUCCUGGCUCUUACGCCAUCAUCCCUUCCACAUUUGAGCCCAAUCAGGAAGGGGAUUUCCUACUUAGAAUCUUCACAGAGAAAGCCAAUACAGCUGCGGGGAAAGGAGCAUAUCUUUACAAUACUCUAAAUCCCCACAAGUAUUUUAUCUACAUUAAUCAACAGUAUGUACACUCAUUUCCGUGGUCUGUUAACUUAUCUGAAGUUAGCACAUGUCACAGCACCCAAUGUGAGAUGAAACGGAGAUUUAUAGCAAAGAUUCCUACAGAUGUUAAUUAUGGCUGGUUUGGUGGAUAUAGAGGCUAUCCAGCCAACACAGCGUAUAGUGGUGACAGUGGGAGUACAUGGAGUUCAGGAACUCCAGGCCCCAAUCUUCAACCAGGAUAUCCUGCAGCUGGACCUGUUUACCCUGGGUAUCCUGCAGUCGGACCUACAAACUCUGGAUAUCCCCCACCAGGCCCAGGAUAUCCUACAGCAGGGCCAGGGUAUCCCCCAGCAGGCCCAGGGUAUCCCCCAGCAGGCCCAGGGUAUCCUGCAGCAGGCCCACCAUACUCAGGGUACCCAGCAGGAGGUCCCAUAUACCCAGGGUAUCCUGCCGUAGGACCGGACUAUCCAGGAUCGACAGGGUAUCCAGGCUACCCUCCCUAUCCUGUAACUUCCAACAAUUCAGGUGCCAUUGAUGAAAAGACUGGCAUAUCUGACGUACAGAAUGGCUUCCCGCAUAAACCAGGUGUAAGUGAUUCUCUACAGAGGGAGUGGGGUGUCAAAGCUUAUGGUUCUAAACCUCAGGUUCCUGUCACUCCACAAGAUGAACAGCAGACUCAGAAACUUCGGGAGACUUUCCAUCGUGUGGCUGGGGAGGAUAUGGAAAUCGAUGCUCAUGAACUGCGCGAUGUGCUUAAUGCGGCAUUUAUGAGAGAAUUUAAGUUUGAUGGCUUCAGUAUGGAAACUUGCCGCAGUAUGGUGGCCAUGAUGGACGUGGAUCAGUCAGGGAAACUUGGCUUUGAGGAGUUCCAGAAACUGUGGAAUGACCUAAGACUGUGGAAGAGUGUCUUCAAACAGUUUGACAAAGAUAUGAGUGGAACUCUGAAUUCCUAUGAGCUAAGGAAUGCUCUUAAUAAUGUUGGUAUGAGAGUAAGCAACCAGACUUUCAAUGCCUUGGUGAUGCGCUUUGCUGACAAACAUGGUGCAAUUUUCUUUGAUGAUUUCAUCUUGUGUGCUGUCCGUCUGAAGACUAUGUUUGACACCUUUACUAGUCUGGAUCCAAACAAAACAGGUGCAGCAACAUUCACUUUGGACCAGUUCAUCCAAACCACGAUGUAUUCGUAAGUGUAACCUGCUGACUGCAAUUGUAGGAGGAAAAAGAUUGGCUGAAGUCAAGUCAUAGUAUUUUCAGUGGUAGCAGCUUUCUGUACAUGGGACUUACAACACCUUAAAUUUUUAUGUCUUUAUUACGUGUUAUGGACUUCGAUAUUAGAUUACAGAAUUUUCUGUGAAUCUAGGGUUCAACUGCAUGAUGAUUUACAGUUUUGAAAAAGAAUAAUGGGAAUGUGUCUCUUUGACAGUUAGGUGUACCGUAUGUAAGUAUUUUUGAUGAAUAGGCAGGGAAUAUUGCAUAGUUAAUUUCAUAUCAUUUUCAGUGUUAACCUGAGACCCCAGUGUAAGACCAAUGGUAUGGGCUAAAAUGACCUAUUUUAUAAAUACGGUCAUGUUUUAUUUUAUUAUCCCAUACCUUAUCACUGAUUAGAUGUUUUUUGCUUACCUUUGUUAGAGAUUUUCUUCCUGAUACCUUUACAUGUUUGGACACAUUUUAUUCUGUUAAUCACACAAUGCAACUGUGAAAUAUUAAAGUGAAAUGUUCAUAAUACAAACAGCUGGCAGAAUUUAUAUGGAUUUUUCAUUCAAAGAAUUUCCCUUUUGAAAAAAAAAAAACUUUUCAGAUGGUAAUUUGUACUUGGUAUGUAUGUUCCGUGUGAUCUUUCACAGUCAGCUGCUUCACAUUUCACUGGUGAAACUGUUCUAGUCCUGUCUGCAACUUGCAAACAUUUGGAAGACAAACUAAUAUUUGCAACAUCGAGGAAAUAGGUGAAAUUCUCUGGAUAUUCUGACUUUUUUGGGAAUAUUCAUCUGACAGUAUAUAAAGAGCUCUGUUUUCUUAUUCUCUUAAUUAUCCUGCAGCUAUUAGAUUUUGUGACUUCACAUUGUCCUCAGAUCAUGUUUAUCAAAAGUGGUCUAGAUCUGUGAUUUGUGCAGUUUGACCCAUAUGCUUUCUGAGUAUAUGACAAAUAAUAAUAUUUAUGCUAUAGCCACAAUAUUGCCUGGUAUUAAAGAUCUUUUGAAAUACUUAUAUAUGUACAAAGAUAUUAUUUCUUUAUGGUAUAUUGUUUUUGUCAUACAGGUAUAGUAUAGCUGUUUCCUUAUGAUCACUAAGGCACAUUUUACACCUUUGUACCCUUGUUAACAUUUUCUUCCAUGAUGCAUCACUGCAUAGUGCCACCCAGUGGUUUUAAACAUGGAGUGCUUUCAAACUUGUUGCUGACUUCACACACACUCAAAUGGGUGUGCAGAACAAACAAAAUUUUGGAAAAGGCCUUUGUACAAUAAAGAAUGUUUCCUAAAAAAUUUGAUACGCUUUUUUUUUUGUUCAAGUGAGCAAUGUCUUAAUAUAUGAGGGCUUAUUUUUCCUUGUUCCUUUAAUAGUGAAAGAAACAACUGAAACUGUUUCAGUGUUAUUGUUUCUUUUGAAUAUGCUACUGGGGGUGCAGACUACAGGAGGUUAGCCACCCCUGUCUGAUUGGCUAGUCUAACACACUUGAUUACAGUGUACUUCAGGGAUAUUGUGAACAUUUUUGUAUCAUGUGCUUUUUUUUUAAAUUUGAACAGUGCUCAUUAAUUUUUCUCAAGUUAUUUUCCUGGGAAAUUUGGGUAUUAACAGUAUUUCACCUGUUUUAAUGUAUAUAACUACUGAUAAAUACAUACAGCCAACCUUCCACUGUUUGAGUUUUGUUACAUUUUGAAAGAUUUUUUCAUACAUUUUCACUUUCACAUUUCCCCCCCACUUGAACCUGUUUUUAACCUUAAUAUGAUUAAAUUAGAUUGGUAUGAUUCAAAAUAGCUGUCAUGUUUGAAUUGAUAGUUCAAGGUAUUGUAAUCUGGUCAGUGAAGGUAAUUUUUUCUCUUGCAUCAUUUUUGCAUAAUUUUUAUAAAGUGGUAUUUUUAUAUGUGGUGCCUCUAGUUUUUACAUGGAAAGUUAUGAUUCAACUGUAGUUUGUAAAGAAUGUUUACUGCUUUGACUACAUAGAUGGCUACAUAGAUUUAUUGUGUGCAUUUUAACAAUUGGUGAAACUUGAAAUUUUCUCUUAUUCCAAGCGUAUUGCCUUCCUCUGAAAAACGGACUUUCAAAACAAGAUUACCGAUUUAAAAUUAUUAACAAUGCAUCAACUUGUUUGCAUACAUCAUGUGAAACUCAACCUUGUGUAUGCAGAAGACCCUCAUUGUGUGUUGCAUUAUUUUUGUGGAUACUCCAUUCGUAUACCCUAUAUUAAUUAUGCUGCUGCUUGUAGCAGCUUUUCCUAGCCAGUUUAGAUUUCAAAUUUAUGUUUAAGAAUAUCAAUUACUACUCCUUUAUAAAAUUUGUUGUACCCCAAAUAUUGUGCUUUUAACAUAAUAAAGGGUAUCUUAAA
This is a messenger RNA of Lingula anatina, 4715 nucleotides long. RefSeq names its product calpain-B-like. NCBI's taxonomy places the organism in Eukaryota, Metazoa, Brachiopoda, Lingulata, Lingulida, Lingulidae. Gene Ontology annotation, biological process: proteolysis. Gene Ontology annotation, cellular component: cytoplasm. Gene Ontology annotation, molecular function: calcium-dependent cysteine-type endopeptidase activity; calcium ion binding. The record is from RefSeq and is a predicted model, not a curated record.